This is a messenger RNA of Oncorhynchus keta (chum salmon), 4681 nucleotides long. RefSeq names its product inactive dipeptidyl peptidase 10-like. NCBI's taxonomy places the organism in Eukaryota, Metazoa, Chordata, Actinopteri, Salmoniformes, Salmonidae. Gene Ontology annotation, molecular function: dipeptidyl-peptidase activity; serine-type peptidase activity. The record is from RefSeq and is a predicted model, not a curated record. The coding region runs from base 128 to 2494 and encodes 788 amino acids. The transcript is spliced from 25 exons. Gene Ontology annotation, biological process: proteolysis.
AGAGAGAGAGAGAGAGAGCGCAUUUUUACUUGGACAACUUGUGAACAUCACAAGUGCAUUCAUCCAGAUGAACUACUGAAAGGAGCAUGAUUUAAUUCCAGGAAGAAGCUUGUUAAAGACAGCAGAGAUGAUUGCCACGACUCAACAGAAUAUGGGCACGGACCUGGACAUGCAUGCUUCAGCCGGUCCACCUCGGAACUGGAAGGGCAUUGCAAUCGCCAUGAUGGUGAUCGUUGGUGUUCUAUCACUGGUCGGCCUUUCAGUCAUCAUGCUCACACCUGAUGAGUCUCACCUGUUUCUGCGAUCCCGUUUCACCAUGGAGGAUCUGGAAAGUGAGAAGUAUACAGUUCACGACCCCUGUGUGACCUGGUUGGAUGAGAAUGAGGUUGCGCUCAGAACCAGAGAGGGUCAUGUCCUGUCCUACAGCCUCCACUCCAACAUCACAGCUACCCUGCUGGACAACAGCUCUUUAGAUUUGACUCACACAAAGUUCCAUGUGUCUGCAGACAAGAGGUUUGUCCUGUUGGCAUAUAACAUUCAACCGACUUUCUCUCAGUCCUUCACAGCCUCUUAUGCCAUCUACAAUGUGGCUAAAGGGGUUCUGUUGGAGCUUAACCCUCCAGCGGGGGAGAAGGCAUUGAUACAGUAUGCAGCCUGGGGACUGCAGGGGAACCAGCUGGCCUAUGUGUUUGAAGGCGAUAUCUAUUACCAGACAGAAGUGACCAGUAAACCUCUCCGCCUCACAGCUACAGGCAGAGAGGGGCUGGUGGUCAACGGGCUGAGUGACUGGAUUUACGAGGAGGAAGUGCUCUUGACUUUCUCUGCCAACUGGUGGUCGAAAGAUGGAGCUCGCUUGGCAUACCUCACCAUCAACAACUCUGCCACACCGCUAAUGGAGAUACCCCACUUCUUGGGCGGGGUCUAUCCCUCCAAUGUGUUCUUUCCUUACCCCAAGGCUGGCUCCACCAUCCCCACUGUCAGUCUGUUUGUGGUGAAUCUCUAUGGUCCAGCUCACACUCUAGAGAUGAUCCCUCCAGACUCUGUCAGGGCCAGAGACCGCUACAUCUCCAUGGUGACAUGGAUCAGCAGUACUCAGUUGGCGGUACGUUGGUUGAACCGGGCCCAGAACCAAUCAGAGCUCUGUGUGUGUGAGUCCACCACUGGGGCAUGCUCAAAGAAACACACAAUGGUCAUGGACUUAAUGCAAAACCAACGACAGGAGGUGCCAUUGUUUUCAUCUGAUGGCUCUUGGUUUUAUUUGACGUUGCCAGCCAAGCAGGGUGCCCGGGGGGAGUUCCGCCACAUUGCCAGUCUGCCAGCCCAGCCUGCCAUCCCCCCUGUCCCUCCUCGCUUUCUGACGUCCGGGAACUGGGAUGUCACUGUGCUGUGUGCCCUGGAUGAGGACAAUAGGAAAAUCUACUUCCUCAGCACAGAAGAAUCCAGACAGAGCAGACACCUGUACAGUGCGGACUUUGAAGGGAUCUUCCAACGCCAGUGUCUGACCUGCAACCUUCUAGAUGACUGUAGCUUUUUCAAAGCUGUGUUCAGCCCCAAUCAGACAUAUUUCACACUUUAUUGCCUAGGCCCCGGAGUCCCCAAGGUGACAGUACACAACACGAAGGACCCCUCCAGAUACAUAGUUCUGGAGGACAACACACCUCUCUCUGAGACCCUAGAAGGGAAGAGACUCCCAGAGACUGUCUUCAAGACCCUCGCAGCUGACAACUAUGAUCUACACCUGAAGCUGUCUCUGCCCCAGGGUUAUGAAGCCCACCUUCUCCCUCUACUCAUCAUUGUGGAUGGAGUUCCAGGCAGUCAGUCGGUGACAGAGGAGUUUACUAUGGGAUGGCCUGAGGUGCUCGCCAGCACACAUGACAUGGCAUUAGCCUGGGUGGAUGGAAGAAGUGGGGUCGGCCUGGGGCAGAAGAUCAGCAGUGUGGAUCCCCGCAAGCUCAGCUCCCUCACAGUCAAAGAUCAACUAGGAGUCGUAGAGUGGUUGAUGCAAUUGCCUUACAUUGACGAUCAGCGGAUUGCCCUGUAUGGCAAGGCAUUUGGUGGUUAUUUAUCCCUCAAGAUGCUAGCUGCGACUGAUCAGCUGUUUAAAUGUGCAGCCGCUGUGGCUCCCAUAACAGAUUUCAAACUCUACAGUGCUGCCUUCUCAGAGAGGUAUCUAGGUCUCCCAGCAAAGGAGGAGCACACUUACCUGAUGGCAUCUGUAUUGGAAGAUGUUCACAAGCUUAAAGACGAGAAUUUCCUCUUACUGCAUGGGACUGCAGACGCACGGGUCCACUUCCAGCACAGUGCAGAGCUCCUGAGCCGCUUGGUGAAGGUGGAGGCCAACUACUCCCUGCAGCUGUACCCAGACGAGGGCCACAUCCUGAAGGAGCGGCGCAGCAUCCAGCAUUCCCAACGGACCUUGGUGCACUACCUCCAGACCUGCCUGAGACACAACGUCCUCCUGGCCUCCAUAGUGGAGCCAGAUGAGGAUGACUGAGUACUCCCACCUCUGGUACUGGAGAAACAUACUGAGAAGUGACGACUACUCUGUCGGACUACUACUAAACACUAGUCUCUUCCCACAGCCACUGACUAGAGACAAGAGCACGGGAGUGUGGACCAAGAAUAUCAGACCACAGCCUACUUUUAUCAGUUCACAGCAACUUUGGAAAUAUACAAUUUCUUCCCACCAUUGUUUGUACUGUUUGAAUUGUGUUGUCCCUGAUUGUUUACACUGUGUGGAUCCAUUAUCCAAGAAGUGACCAUGGCCAGGCCAAAUGUUGAUUCUUCUUAAAGUUUACAAAAUAGCCUGAACAUGCAUGUCGUAAUGGCUGCAUGAAGCGGAGUGGUUUACAAUGCAUUCUUCUAUUUUUCGUUAUCCUGCAUAUCUUAACUUUGCUUAAUUUAUUACAGCUAAAAUCAGCGUGCUACGCUGUUAUGUAACACAUAUAUGGUAUGGACUUAGUGUCACUUUUAAUGUGCCAAAUACAUGGUAUGUUUACAAGUGUGUUCACCAUGCCAAUUCAGAGAUGUAUCCAGACUUAUAGACUGUAUUUUCCAUGCCUCUUGCAUGAUUAUUUUCAACAGUUCCAUGUUGUAUUUGGUAACUUUGGAUGGAUAUAAUAAGAAUGAACAACCCCAACAAAAUAUAAUAUGAAGCACAUUUGUUAGAAGUUUAUUUCAGUAGUUAUGUUUUUGUUUGUUUUCUUAAAUUAAUUUCCUUUGAUAGUCACGCAUACUUUCUUCAUGUGUGCUCCAAAAGUUUAACACCUCACUGAAAAGUAUACAUCUCCCCCAGCAACGUGGACUCUCAAUCAAAGUUGUGGAACAUCUAUGGUGCACUGCAUGUAGUCUGUUUGCAAUUGAAUAGCCAACUUUACAUUUUUCCUUUUUUUUUGUUUUACUAAAUCCUUCACAAAAAUAAUCAAUUCCUUGUUUUACAGAAAUAUUGUUGUGUGUGUUCCAUCACUGGCUGCUUUGGAGAGGAAAGGUGGAGCCUCGGCGAAAGUAUCAGAAUUGAAAUAGUGAAUGAAUAACUGUCUGUUGUGUCAAGUAUAAUUUCUUGAACCGGUCUUGUUGGUACCAGGUGUUUUUAACCUAGACCCAAUAGAUUUGGCAAGAAUUGGAUAAGUGCAAUAAGUCCAGUGGUGGAAAAAGUACCCAAUUCUCAAACUUAAGUAAAAGUAUAGAUACCUUAAUAGAUAGUUACUAAAGUGAAAGUCAAUCAAUCAAUCAAAUAAAGCCCUUUUUACGUCAGCCGAUGUCACCAAGUACUAUACAGAAACCCAGCCUAAACCCCCAAACAGCAAGCAAUGCAGAUGUAUAAGCACGGUGGCUAGGAAAAACUCCCUAGAAAGGCAAGAAACUAGGAAUAAACUAGGACCUGAGGGGUGGCCAGUCCUCUUCUCGCUGUGCUGGGUGGAGAUUAUAACAGUACAUGGCCAAGAUGUUCAACAGUUCAAAGAUAACCACCAGGGUCAAAUAAUAUUAAUCACAGUGGUUGUAGAGGGUGCAACAGGUCAGCACCUCAGGAAUAAAUGUCAGUUGGCUUUUCAUAGCCAAGCAUUCAGAGUUAGAGAUAGCAGGUGCGGUAGAGAGAGUCGAAAAACAGCAGGUCCGGGACAAGGUAGCACGUCCGGUGAACAGGUCAGGGUUCCAUCGCCGCAGGCAUAACAGUUGAAACUGGACCAGCAGCACAACUUGGUAGACUGGGGACAGCAAGGAAUCAUCAGGCCAGGUUGUCCUGAGGCAUGGUCCCAGGGCUCAGGUCCUCCGGGAGGGAGAGAGAAUUAGAGGGAGCAUACUUAAAUUCACACAGGACACCGUAUAAGACAGGAGAAAUACUCCAGAUAUAACAGACUGACCGUAGCCCCCCGACACAUUAACUAUUGCAGCACAAAUACUGGAGGCUGAGAUCGGGGUCGGGAGGGGUCGGGAGACACUGUGGCCCCAUCCGACGACACCCCUGGACAGGGCCAACCAAGUCAGCCAGUAAAAUACUACUUCACUAAAAGUAUUUGGGAUUUAAAUAUAGUUAAGGAUCAAAACGAAAUGUAAUCUCUAAAAUAUACUAAAGUAUCAAAAGUAAAAUAUUGCUGAUAUUUAUCAAAUUAUGUCCGAUCUACACCUGUAAUUUGUAUGGUCAUGUCCAGAAACAAUUAAUUUAAAUUGUGUGACAGAAUGA